AUGUACAUCAAACAGAUCAUCAUCCAAGGCUUCAAGUCCUACAAGGACCAGACCGUCAUCGAGCCCUUUUCUCCAAAGCACAAUGUCAUCGUCGGUCGCAACGGAUCAGGCAAAAGCAACUUCUUCGCCGCCAUUCGGUUCGUACUCAGCGAUCAAUAUACGCAGCUCAGUCGCGAGGACCGGCAGGGCUUGCUACAUGAAGGUUCCGGGUCCGCUGUGAUGAACGCUUACGUCGAGAUCAUAUUCGACAAUGAGGACGAACGUAUUCCCACAAGCACGAAGGAAGUCAUUUUGCGCCGCACGAUCGGCCAGAAGAAGGAUGAGUACAGCUUGAAUCGAAAGAAUACGACCAAGCAAGAAGUCAUGAACCUGUUGGAAAGUGCUGGAUUUAGCAGGAGUAAUCCGUAUUACAUCGUGCCUCAGGGUAGAGUGACAGCGAUCACCAACAUGAAGGAUCACGAGCGGUUGAAGAUGCUGAAAACGGUCGCUGGUACUGAGGUGUACGAAAACAGACGCGCCGAGUCGCGCAAGAUUAUGGAGGAGACGGAGACCAAGCGCGCUAAGAUUGACGACCUGCUCGACCAGGUGCGCACCAGACUCGGAGAGCUUGAAGAGGAGAAGGAGGAGUUGAGGGCCUUUCAAGACAAGGAUCGCGAGCGGAAAUGUCUGGAGCACACAAUUCACAAUAAGGACAAGGAAGCAGCAGAGGAGCAGCUCUCUAGGAUCGAGGAACAGCGUGAAAGUGGUGUCGACCAAAAUGACGAGAACGUUGAGGCACACAAGGAAGCGGAGCAAGAGUUGGAGGCAGUUGACGCGCAAAUUGCAGGGCUGCAGCAACAGGUCAAGCUGCUCUCUCAAGAGCAAGCGCAAUACAAGGAAGAGCGUACUGAAGCGGCACGAGCGCGAGCGAAAGUGGAAUCCGAGGUCCAGGCCAUGCAAGGCAACCAGAAUGCCGCACAGCAAGCACAAGCUCAGCGUGCCCAGGAUCUGAAGGAUGUCCAGGAUCAAAUCAAGCAACGUGAAGCGGAGCUCGCUGAGCUCCUACCAGAGUACCACGCCAAGCGAGAGGAAGAGCGUACUUUGAAGCAGCAAUGGCAGGAUGCUCAAGGAACUCUCCAGCGCCUCUACGCGAAGCAAGGUCGUCAGAGCCAAUUUAAAAGCAAGAAGGACCGCGACGCUUGGUUGAAGAGCGAGAUUGCCAGCGUGCAUGAGGCUCUGGCUACGCGAAAGGCCGUCAGCAUGCAGACCUCAGAAGAAGUCACAGAGGUGGAGCAGCAGAUCGAGCAAUUGGAGACGGACAUUGCGGAACUGAAGGAUCGGAUCGAGAAUCGCGGCGACGAGCAGCAGAACCUCUCGGCGGAAGUUCAGCAAGCCAAGGAUGAACGAGACGGUCUGCAAGACCAGCGCAAGGAGCUUUGGAGAGAAGAGGCCAAACUGGACAACGCCAUCGCCGCUGCCAGAGCAGAAUAUGACAAGGCGUCUAGAUUUCUCAGCCAGAUGAUGGACCAGAACACAUCUCGUGGUCUUGCCUCAGUACGUCGCCUCGUGCAACAGCAAGGUAUUGAGGGAGUUCACGGUACUCUUGGCGAACUGUUCGAGGUGAAUGAGAGAUACAAGACUGCCGCGGAAGUCACAGCCGGAGCUGCGCUCUUCCAUUACCUCGUGGACGACGAGAAAGUCGCUGAGAAGCUCAUCAAACCGUUGCAACAGGAGAAGGGCGGUCGCAUCACUUUCGUGCCUCUAAGCCGUGUCCAUCCAAAGCCUUUUGACGUCCCGAAGGCCAGCGAUGCAGUUCCGCUGAUCAGCAGGUUGAAAUACGACCCCAAAUUCGAAGGUGCAAUGCAGCAAGUCUUUGGAAAGACCGUCGUCUGCCCGAACCUUCAAGUCGCCGGGCAAUACGCCCGCAGUCAUGGAGUCAGCGCAAUCACGCCUGACGGAGACAGAUCCGACAAGAAGGGUGCUCUGACUGGCGGUUACUACGACACCCGCAAGUCACGUAUUGACGGCCUCACUCGCUUUGCUACUGCACGCGAUGAGCUCGAACGCAUUGAGGGUCGCAAGCAUGAGAUUGCUCAAGAGUUACGAGCAAUUGAUCAGAAAGUGACGAAGGCAAACAGCCAGCUCCAAAAGAUUGCUCAGAAGCGAGAUCAGCUUGAGGGCGGCUAUGGACCGCUCAUAGACGAGCGGAGACGCAAGGAAUACGAGCUCAACACUCGCCGCGAUGAGGUGGACAAGAAGCAAGAGCAGCGAGGGAAGAUUGAGGAUCUUCUGAAAUCGCUCGGCACGCAGUUGUCCAGCUAUGAAUCCGAAUUGCAAGCCGACUUUAAGAAAGCACUUAGCAAUCAGGAGGAGCAUGAGCUUGAGAAUGCCAAUGCACAGCUGCCCAAGCUCAAGCAGCAGCAUAUGGAAGCCAGCAAAGAGCUCAUGGAGCUGCAAGGCCAAAAGCGAAACAUUGAGGAUCUGCUCAACGUGAAUCUCCUUCCUCGACUCGACCAGCUGCAGGCGGAGGACUUGGACACUGAUGCCAAUAGGGAGGGCACCAGCAGCGCCAAGGUGAAGGAGCUCAAGGCCGAUCUGAAGCGCGCCACCAAGGCUCUGGACAGCAUUGACGCGAAGCUGAAAGAGAUUGACCAGCAAAUCGAAGAGCGUCAAGAAGAGAUGCAGAAUACCGAGCAGACCCGAGCGAGCAAGAGAGCCGAUCUUGAGAAGCUUGAGCAGGCGAUUCGGAAUCAUCAGAAGCUUAUCGAGAAAGGCGCAAGGCUGAAGGCUCAAGUUCAGACCCGACUCAACGAGGCCAACGCUCAUAUCCGAAACCUAGGUGCUCUUCCCGACGCCGCUUUCACUGCGCAAUACUUGAACAUGAAUCACGGUACUGCUACUCAGCGUCUGCACAAGGUCCAGGAGUCGCUCAAGAAAUUCGGAAAGGUCAACAAGAAAGCGUUUGAGCAAUUCAUACAGUUUGAGAAGGAUAGAGACCGACUCGAAGACCGACGCAAGGAACUUGAUAACAGCGAUUCUAGCAUUCGCGAGCUUAUCGAUGUGCUUGACCAGCGAAAAGACGAGGCAAUUCAGCGGACGUUCAAGCAGGUCAGCAUGCACUUUGCAGAAAUCUUUGAGAAGCUUGUUCCGGCUGGCAGGGGAUCACUCAAGAUUCAACGCCGUAGUGAUCGUGCGGUAAACGGCAACGCAAUGGACGAGGAAGAGAGCGAAGACGAGGAUCGCGGAGCUGGCGGUGUAGAGAACUAUGUCGGUAUCGGCGUGUCUGUCUCUUUCAACAGCAAGCAUGACGAGCAGCAACGCAUCCAGCAGCUCUCCGGUGGACAGAAAUCUUUGUGUGCUCUCGCACUCGUGUUUGCGAUUCAGAGAUCCGAUCCGGCGCCUUUCUAUCUCUUUGAUGAGAUUGAUGCCAAUCUUGAUGCGCAGUACCGGACUGCUGUUGCGCAGAUGCUCAAGGAGAGUGCGGAGACGGGACAAUUCAUCUGUACGACUUUCAGGCCGGAGAUGCUGCACGUGGCCCAGAAGUGCUAUGGUGUGAGUUACCUCAACAAGGCCAGUUCGAUUGAUGUCGUUAGUCGAGAUCAGGCGUUGGACUUCGUGGAGGGUCAGAUCAGUGGAAAGUAG
Lecanosticta acicola is the source of this 3621-nucleotide messenger RNA. NCBI's taxonomy places the organism in Eukaryota, Fungi, Ascomycota, Dothideomycetes, Mycosphaerellales, Mycosphaerellaceae. The record is from the annotation of a GenBank genome assembly.